GCUGUCGUCAUCGCUCUCCGCCAUAUUGGGAAAAACUACUCGGAGACGGAGAAAGGCGAGGAGGUAGAUCGGAGAAGGGGGAGAGAGGUAGAGGGCUGCCUCUAGCGGUUUCAAGUACCGAAUUCAGUAGCUGUGGUAAAGGCUCCGGUUUGCGUCCAUUUAUGUUUCGGUAAUCAGAAAGAGAUUUAAUCGCUGUCGAGACGAGAUUGGUGGCUUCGUGUAUCCGGGGUUGUUGGGACUUGUCUGCAGAACAUGACUUCCCUGACUAAGCGGAGCUCCGGCCUGGUGCAGAGGCGGACCGAGGCCUCUCGCACUGCCGCCGCUGACAAGGAGAGAGAAUCCGGGGAUGAGGACGACGAGGUCCGUCGCGGCGAAGAGCAGGAAGACGACGACAAGGGAGACUCCAAAGAAACCCGACUCACCCUGAUGGAGGAGGUGUUGCUACUGGGACUGAAAGACCGAGAGGGCUACACGUCAUUCUGGAACGACUGCAUCUCGUCCGGACUGCGCGGCUGCAUGCUGAUCGAGCUCGCCCUGCGCGGGAGACUGCAGCUGGAGGCCUGCGGCGUGCGGAGAAAGAGCCUGCUGGCCAGGAAGGUGAUCUGCAAGUCGGACGCUCCGACGGGGGAUGUCCUGCUGGACGAGGCGCUGAAGCACAUCAAAGAGACGCAGCCACCAGAGACUGUGCAGAGCUGGAUAGAGCUGCUGAGCGGCGAGACGUGGAACCCUCUGAAGCUGCACUACCAGCUGCGGAACGUGCGGGAGCGCCUGGCCAAGAACCUGGUGGAGAAGGGCGUGCUGACCACGGAGAAGCAGAACUUCCUGCUGUUCGACAUGACCACGCACCCGCUCACCAACAACAACAUCAAGCAGCGGCUCAUCAAGAAGGUGCAGGAGGGCGUGCUGGAGAAGUGGGUCAACGACCCUCAGCGCAUGGACAGGCGUCUGCUGGCCCUCAUCUUCCUGGCCCACUCGUCCGACGUGCUGGAGAACGCUUUCGCCCCGCUGCUGGACGAGCAGUACGACCUGGCCAUGAAGAGGGUCAGGCUGCUGCUGGACCUGGAGCCUGAGGGGGAGAGCCUGAAGGCCAACGCCAACGAGCUGCUCUGGGCCGUCAUAGCCGCGUUCACCAAAUGAGCCCGCCGUCUCGCUGGAGAGGAACUGGGAGAGGUUUGAGGAGUAGAAUGAGCCCGGACCAGCGGUUCUGACUCGGGAGGUUCUGACGUUGGACCCCACGGUUUACACGGUUCUUGGCUUGCCGUUGUGAUGGGUCUCGAACUCUGCAGACGCGUCCAUCCCCCCCCCCCCGCCCGACACGUUUUCUGUCCCUGUAGAUACCGGCCCCAGCCACACCGUCCGCCAGACGUUUCACACAGUCCUCUGGCUGCUUGUGUUGCUACUCAAAAUGGCGCACUUCUGGUCAAAUUCAAAUCCACUGUGUGCAGGACCUCUGACUGACUAGAAGUGAAUCUGCAUUAAGUUAAUUACCUGGUAUUAUCCCUGAACAGAUAGAUUUAUUUGUCUUUUUUUUUUUUUCUUCAAAAAAACUAUUUUCACACAGAAUAUUCAACAGAUGAAUUUUUCCUUUAUGGGGUGGCUUUCUCCUUGGGUGUACACAGAAGGUAACUGGAUUUAAUAUUAUGUGAACCAUACCCCAGCUGUAUUCACAAAAUGUUAAUUACAAAUUACAUUUACAGCACAACAAAGCACUCAAAUGGAAACAACAGACAGUCUGUGGCAACUGUAUCGUAAUAAAAAAUAAAAAAAAGGUUUUCUUUUUUUAGGAAUCGCAUUCUGAGGACAGUUAUUUCAAGAAGCAUUCUUGGUUAAUUAAAACAGAAAUAAUAUAUACUGUCAGUGAACGGUAAUACAGUGUACAAGUCCGAAUGGAGCCAAGGAAGGCACAUACAUUUUGAAAUGUCAAAUUAUGGAUAGGGUUGCCAUAGGAUUUUUUUUUUCUUCUUUUUUUGUAAACUCCAGCGAGUUGUCAUUAAAGGAAUGUCAAACAUAAAUCGCAGUUUCCUUUUCCAGAUCCCUGUUCACUUGUUCCCCCCUUCUUUUGUGCAUUAAUCAUAAAGAGACCUAUUUAAAUGUGAUUUUCAUUUUGUACGUACGGAGAAUUUCUGUUUGUGUGCGCGUGUGUGUGUGUGUGUGUGUGUCCGGUCAUAUUGCUGAAAUCUAUAAUCGGUUUAUUUUUCUAACUUUGAAAUACUCGCCACAGAUGAAGUAUAAUUCUAGCCGACAUAGCUGCUUGUUGCCCACACUGCGCAGGUGAGAUAGACCAGGAGCCUCAUUCCGGUAUGUUCUGUAAAUACUCUGUCGUCACCAGGCCUGUUUGGGCUGCCUCUGCACGGGUCCCUCCCGGGCCCUGGUGUCGUGGUGGAAAUUCAAAUGGAGGACAUCCGUACGGGUUUCUACUGGCCUUCAUCUUCGGCCCUCUGUCCUUGCACAGAAGUGGUUGGGGAUGUUUUGAGUUACUCUAUAGAAAGCCUUUGACCAAUUUUCUCUGAUUUUUUUCUAUGGUUUUGAGAGGAUGUGUUCUCGUUUACAAUGCCACAGUGUUUCACACCGCAAAUGUUCACUUAUACGGUUCGUGAUUUUCACCAUUUCUUCAUCUCAUCUGUUAUUUCAGUUAGGCCUUUUUUUUUUCAUUAACUUUUAACUGUUGCUUUUUUAAUUUGAAAAUGUGCUAUGUUUGGCUUUAUUGCUACCUUCAAAUUAAUGUAUGCAAUACAUUUCAAUGAUGGAUCAGUACUGAUUCUGGGCUUGUUUUUUCCUUUCUUCAUGACAAUUUAUUUGGGUCAUAUUUCCUUCAGGCUAUUGGAGUACAGAAAUCCUAGAUACCGUGUAACUGUAGGUUUGAGAAUAAAGGGAUGCCUAAUCUGUAUACAUGCUUUUUACCGUACAAUAAACGAAGAUCUUGAAAGUGCCUGAAA
This is a messenger RNA of Conger conger (European conger), 2936 nucleotides long. RefSeq names its product golgi phosphoprotein 3a (gene golph3a). Bases 253 to 1137 code for a protein of 294 amino acids. The transcript is spliced from 4 exons. NCBI's taxonomy places the organism in Eukaryota, Metazoa, Chordata, Actinopteri, Anguilliformes, Congridae. Gene Ontology annotation, cellular component: trans-Golgi network; cytosol; Golgi cisterna. Gene Ontology annotation, molecular function: phosphatidylinositol-4-phosphate binding. The record is from RefSeq and is a predicted model, not a curated record. Gene Ontology annotation, biological process: Golgi vesicle budding; Golgi organization; Golgi to plasma membrane protein transport.